AUGAAAAUAUUCUCAAUAAAUACACAGCGAAAGAACACCUCAAUACGCGAUCUGAACCACGCCCUCAGCACAGACACGUGCGAGCUGAUCGUAUACGACAGAAUGUACAAGAAGUACCUCCUGAAAGUCGACGGGAAGCCUGAAAUCUUCGUGGAGGAGGGAGAGAGCAACGUUUUUCUGAGCUUUCUGAGGGAGAUGAAUCUGCUCGAGAAGCACCCGCUGGAUAAAUAG
This is a messenger RNA of Nematocida major, 231 nucleotides long. RefSeq lists its product as uncharacterized. The record is from RefSeq and is a predicted model, not a curated record. NCBI's taxonomy places the organism in Eukaryota, Fungi, Microsporidia. The coding region runs from base 1 to 231 and encodes 76 amino acids. The transcript has a single exon.